Messenger RNA from Salvelinus namaycush (lake trout), 1676 nucleotides. RefSeq names its product methylosome subunit pICln-like. Gene Ontology annotation, cellular component: plasma membrane; pICln-Sm protein complex; cytosol. Lineage: Eukaryota; Metazoa; Chordata; Actinopteri; Salmoniformes; Salmonidae. Bases 567 to 1292 code for a protein of 241 amino acids. The record is from RefSeq and is a predicted model, not a curated record. Gene Ontology annotation, biological process: spliceosomal snRNP assembly; cell volume homeostasis; chloride transport. The transcript has 7 exons.
UCUCUUCUCUUGGUCGUCACUAGUUUCCACAGCGUCAUAACCCUCGCCUAUUUCUACAAUGUAUCUAUUUGAAACCCUAACUCUGAGCUAUAGUAAAGAACCCUAACCUAAAAAAUAAGACCAAUAAGUGCUUACAUUUUGUUUUAUUACGAGCCAUAUUUACUUUGUCGCAGCUUAUUUUAUUGGCGGGGAUGCGUAGUUGUUACCACUGAGGUAUAAUAAGAACGGUGACGUUAGCUACCUGUUAGCUAGCAGUGAAAGCAGCGUGGGAGCUGGGUCGAGUAAAUGCUACCGAGCAAGCUAAUGGCACUAACGUAUCAGGGGAAUGUCUACUAAAUAAAUAUUCCGACUCGUUAACUCUUCAGGCUAUCGAUAGCUAUAUCGUCUUUUCGUUUGUCUUGCCUGCACAGACAUCUAGCUAUCCGUUUCUGUUCAGACAGUAGAGUUAAAUAGGCAGUUUUGGGAAACGAAGUUAGCCAGCCACGUCACAGAAGUGCAGUGUUGUUGACCGCUCCGGACCGACCCAAAAUAGAGUUCUCUCUGCCGUCCUCCAUCAGUUUCCGAGGAUGGUUCUGCUAAGGAGUGUCCCCCGACCCAGCGAGGGAGUCCGGCAUGAACAAGGCGAGACGACGGCGGUGUUGGACGGGAAGGGUCUCGGCGCAGGGACUCUCUACGUUGCUGAAACGCGGUUGUCGUGGUUUGACGGGUCAGGGAUGGGCUUCUCUCUGGAGUACCCCACUAUCAGCCUUCACGCCAUCUCACGAGACCUCAGCGCCUACCCACAGGAACAUCUAUACGUCAUGGUCAACGCAAAACUCAACGAUGAGAUGCAGGAGAAUGCCCAUGAUGAGGAGGAUGAGGAUAAGAGCAGUGAGGAAGAUGCGUGUGAGGGUAUCACAGAGAUCCGCUUCGUCCCUAGCGACAAGGCAGCAUUGGAGUCUAUGUUUUCAGCGAUGUGUGAGUGUCAGGCCCUGCACCCAGACCCAGAUGACGAAGACUCCAACGGGGAUUUUGAUGGAGAUGAGUACGAUGUGGAGGAGGCAGAGGCAGAGCAUGGUCAGGGUGAUAUCCCGUCAUUCUGUACAUAUGAGGAGGGUGUGUCGGGGCUGAGGGCUGAAGGCCAGGCCACUCUACAGAGACUGGAGGGCAUGUUAGCUCAGUCUGUCGCAAACACCUUUCACAUGGCUGGGGUCCGCACUGAUGAGACCAAUGGAGAGUUUGACGAUGGGAUGGAGGUGGAUGCAGGGUCGACGGUGGCCGGACAGUUUGAAGAUGCAGACGUAGACCACUAGUAAAAACAUAGCAUAAUACUACAUUAUAAUUAUCAGUAUGUUAGUGUGAUGUUUUGUGUGAUCACCUUUAAAUCCACAUCCUGCUGUCAACCUUAUGGACCUGCAUUACUAUACUGUAGUUAAGUCUCUCACUGUCUUUUUUGCUCCCUUUUCUUCUCUCAGAUGGAACUCAACUCAGCCAGUCAAAGCACUUGUGGUACAUUGUGGGAUAGGAGAAUACAACCUCUCCAAUUCCUGUCCCCAAGGCAUAAUUUUCUGUUCAUCUCCACACACAUAUAUUCCUCUCGUGUUUUGUACCUGAAGACCAGUUGUACUGAGUUUUCCCCAACAGCAGUGUUGUCUUUGUAUGAAAUCUCUUCAAUAAAUAAAUCGUUUUUGUAUGAA